This is a messenger RNA of Aaosphaeria arxii CBS 175.79, 1817 nucleotides long. RefSeq names its product oligosaccharyltransferase alpha subunit. The record is from RefSeq and is a predicted model, not a curated record. Gene Ontology annotation, cellular component: membrane; oligosaccharyltransferase complex. NCBI's taxonomy places the organism in Eukaryota, Fungi, Ascomycota, Dothideomycetes, Pleosporales. The coding region runs from base 85 to 1575 and encodes 496 amino acids. The transcript is spliced from 2 exons.
GGAACAUAUCAACAUCCCCACCAUUCUGUUCUAUUGUCUCUUUUAUACCUCAUCUAUGCUAGGACAGCUAGCCUGGUACCCAAGAUGAGGUCAAUUACCCUCGUAGCCAGCUGUCUGGCAGCUCUUUCGAGCUUCGUUACCGCCGAGUUGAACCUCUCCCAACCUUUGCGAUCAAAACAGGUGCUAUCCAGCGCAUUCAAGCCGCCGCAGGUCUUCAAGAAUGCCAAUUUGGUCCGCACGACGAAUCUCGACAAAGCCUUUCCCCGAGAGACCAUCAAUGUCGUUAUUGAAAACAUUGAUACGAAGCCGCAGUCCGAAUACUACCUUCCGUUCGAGACAAGCUUGAUUUCGAAAGUUGGAGGUUUGGAAGCUUCUGAUAAGAAGAAUCCUAAUCUUGGAGCUUUCAAAGUAGAGGUCGUAGGAUUUGAGGAGGCCAGUUCAACCGAGUUCUACCUCAUUCAUCUACCGAAACCGCUCGCUCCCAAGGAACAGCAGACGCUCAGCAUUACCUACUCGAUCCUUUCGACGCUUUCUCCAGUCCCGGCGACCAUUGCUCAGUCUGAAAAGCAAUAUGUUCAGUAUACCUUCAGCGCAUAUACCCCAUCUGCAUACACGACCGACAAACAGAAGACCAAAGUCAAGUUCCCCAAUGGCGACAUUCCGGAUUAUACCACUCUCCCUGCAGACGUGAACGCCGAGAACAAAGCCGACCCUCAGAAGCAAGGGUCCACAUUCACUUAUGGGCCGUACGAGAAGAUUCCAGCCGGUGCGGAGCAGGAGGUCAGCGUGCGCUACGAGUUCACGAAGCCACUCACCCACGCAUCUUUGUUGGAGCGAGAUAUCGAGGUUUCCCACUGGGGUGGUAACCUAGCGGUCGAGGAGCGUUACUGGCUUCAGAACCUGGGCGCAAAGCUCAAGAACCACUUCUCUCGUGUUGAAUGGCAGAAGUCGUCCUACAUGAGCCCACCCACAUCCGCGCUCAAAGCGCUCAAUCUCCCCUUGAACCCAGGUGCUCUGAACCCAUACUUCACGGACGACAUUGGUAACGUUUCGACCUCGCGAUUCCGACCCGGCAAGAGGGAGGCUCUCUUAGAAUUGAAGCCACGCUACCCUGUUUUCGGAGGAUGGAAGUACAGCUUCCGUGUUGGCUGGGACGCAAACCUUUCAAGCUACUUGCGAAAGGUUGCAGGUGGCGACUCUUAUGUUCUUAAGGUGCCCUUCUUGGAGGGACCUCGCCAACCCGAGGGUAUCGAGUACGCGCGCGUCAACCUCCGUGUCAUCCUGCCCGAAGGCGCUACCAAUGUGAAAUAUUCCACCGUCGUUCCGGUCAUUGACAGCGAUACCACCCUGCACAGAACCUUCAUGGACACCAUCGGCCGUACCACGUUGUCCCUCACUGCCAUUAACAUUGUCGACGACUUCCGCGACCGUGACCUGAUCGUUACCUACGACUACCCCUGGACAGCCGGGUUCCGGAAACCCGUCGUCAUCACGCUGGGAAUGUUUGCCAUUUUCGCCACGGUAUGGGUAGUGGGAAGCCUUGACACCAGCAUUGGAAAGAAGAAGACCGCUUAGCAGAAUAUAGGACGGACAGCAGUUAGGAUUCAAGUCGAUUGAAAUGAGUGGAAGGAUAUCAAAGGGAACCAAAAUUAUAUAGGAGUAUGGGUCUCUGAAAUGUAUUAUGCUUUUCAUGAGCGUUGGUAUGUUUGUUACUUCAUGUAGAACAAAACAUUGGUGUUUUAGCAAUUCUGAGCCUUUGACUAGUAUCACACAGUAUUGAUCGUUUUCUCAUUAACUUUAUUGCUUAACGGAAAGAU